AUGAACAUUUUGCUAGAGAAAGCUGAUAGCAUAUCUGACUUUGAGUCUCUGUGGUCAAAAGGUAACCCUAAACGAUUGCAGCUUCUGGAAAGGCUUUUUUUUUCUCCUGUACCAACACUGUCCUUACCUCCCCCCGCCCUGUCCCCAGUCCCCAUAGUCUUUAGUCCCCCAAAGGGGGACGGCGUUCCUUCUGCUCGGAAACCCCUGCAAUGCCCGGAAGGGAAGGUGCUGUUGACGUCCUUCCACGCUGGGUCGGGAUCCCUCUUCCCGCCCCCGUCCUCCGUCCCCCUGUGCCCCUGUCCCCCGUUCCCCGCGACCCGGCCCGCGGCAGCCGCAGCGGCCCCGAGCGCGGCUGCGGACGCCCGGCAGCGACGCGCCACGGCGCAGGCUCCGCGACCGGAGCAGGCGCGUCAGCCGAGCUCGGCGGUGGCGCGGGCGGCGGGGACGCAGCUGCCCCCGCUCUGCGCCCGCCGCACCCCCAGCAGCCACCGCCGCCUGGGCCCCGAGCCUCCUCGUCCUGGCCUGGCGGCUGCGGGUGGCGGCGCCUGGGGUCCAUCUCCUGAAAUUUCACUUUUCAAGAUGAAGUUUUCAUUGGCGAUCGCCUUUUUUAUUUUAAUCUCCUUGUGUGUUGAAGAAGCCUGUUCUAAAGAGAAGUCUUCAAAGAAGGGGAAAGGGAAAAAGAAGCAGUAUCUAUGCCCAUCGUAUGUCCUUCACGUCUUAUAUUCUUAUAUGGAGAAAUGUUAUUGCAUUUUUGUCAAAGUAAGGUGGUUUACUGAAACACAUAUCAGCAAAGCUUUGCAUAUCAGAAUAUGCACCCAUUUGUUUCGUUGGUAGAAAAUGACAGGCUGAAGAGAGGUUGAAAUGUGAAAGUUAAUUCCCAGCAUUAAAGGUAAAGUUUUAUGAAGUUUUGUUUAUGGCCCAGGUUUAUAAAAUUUUAUACAUCUUUUAUAAAAGUGGGAAAAAAGUUA
Hipposideros armiger (great roundleaf bat) is the source of this 968-nucleotide messenger RNA. Its product is annotated as translation initiation factor IF-2-like. Lineage: Eukaryota; Metazoa; Chordata; Mammalia; Chiroptera; Hipposideridae. The record is from RefSeq and is a predicted model, not a curated record. Bases 1 to 834 code for a protein of 277 amino acids. The transcript is spliced from 3 exons.